Nelumbo nucifera (sacred lotus) is the source of this 2263-nucleotide messenger RNA. Its product is annotated as guanine nucleotide-binding protein-like NSN1. NCBI's taxonomy places the organism in Eukaryota, Viridiplantae, Streptophyta, Magnoliopsida, Proteales, Nelumbonaceae. Gene Ontology annotation, molecular function: GTP binding. Gene Ontology annotation, cellular component: nucleolus. The record is from RefSeq and is a predicted model, not a curated record.
UCAUAGCUUCGAGUGAUCCUGAGAGGUCGAGAGUUCGAGCCUCUCUCACCCCAAUUUUAGAACUAUUUUUAUUUCGUUUGUUGUUUUUGUAAGGAUGCUCCAUUCUUUCUUUUUAAGCCCUAAACCAUGUCUCCUUCUUCCCUUUCUCUCUCCCUCUCUGUUCCGGAAAAACAACCCUAACUAGGGCUUUCAGUUUUCACAAAAUGGUGAAGAAGAGCAAGAAGAGCAAGAGUAAGAGAGUGCCGCUGAGGAAGAAGUAUAAGAUCAUAAGGAAGGUGAAAGAGCACCACAAGAAGAAGGCUAAAGAAGAGAAGAAGCUUGGUCUUAAGCAUAAGCGCAAGGUCGAGAAGGACCCUGGCAUCCCCAAUGAUUGGCCCUUCAAGGAACAGGAGCUCAGGGCCCUUGAAGCUCGCAGGGCUCGGGCUCUUGAGGAGCUGGAGGGGAAAAAAGCCGCACGGAAGGAGAGGGCCCAGAAGAGAAAAUUGGGGUUGCUUGAGGAGGAUGAUGAUAUAGCCCAGCUUGCUGAUACAGCUGCAGGAAAGGAACAGAAGUUUGGAGAGAAAAACAUUGGUGAGAAUUCCUUGGGAAGUGGUAGAAACCGGGAUAAUUCAGAUAGGGCUUUCUACAAAGAGUUGGUUAAAGUUAUAGAAGCAUCAGAUGUCAUUUUAGAAGUUCUUGAUGCUCGUGAUCCCCUUGGUACCCGGUGUGUUGACAUGGAAAAGAUGGUAUUGAAGUCUGGUCCUGAUAAGCAUCUUGUCUUGCUGCUGAAUAAGAUUGAUCUUGUUCCCCGAGAAGCUGUUGAGAAAUGGCUCAAAUAUCUUCGGGAGGAGUUACCUGCAGUAGCAUUCAAGUGUAGCACCCAAGAACAGAGAUCAAAUUUAGGGUGGAAAUCUGGAUCAAAGGCCUCAAAGCCAAGCAAUCUUCUGCAAACCAGUGACUGUCUUGGAGCUGAGACUCUUUUAAAGUUGCUGAAAAACUAUUCAAGAAGUCAUGAGAUCAAAAAGUCAAUUACAGUUGGUGUUAUUGGACUUCCUAAUGUUGGCAAGAGUAGUUUGAUUAAUAGCUUGAAGAGAUGUCAUGUUGUCAAUGUUGGUGCUACUCCAGGAUUAACAAGAUCAAUGCAAGAAGUACAGUUAGAUAAGAGUGUGAAAUUGCUGGACUGUCCUGGGGUUGUAAUGCUGAAGUCUGCAGAGAAUGAUGCAUCUAUAGGUCUUCGUAAUUGCAAAAGAAUUGAGAAACUAGAUGAUCCUAUUGGUCCUGUGAAAGAAAUUCUUAAGCUUUGCCCUGCCAAAACAUUGAUAACAAUAUACAAGCUUCAAAACUUUGAUACAGUGGAUGACUUCCUACAGAAGGUAGCUACUGUUAGAGGUAAGCUCAAGAAGGGUGGUGCUGUUGAUGUUGAAGCUGCUGCAAGAAUAGUUCUCCGUGACUGGAAUGAGGGUAAAAUUCCAUAUUAUACAAUGCCUCCAACUAGGAAUCAAGGGGAGAAUUUUGAGGCAGCUAUUGUAUCAGAGCUUGGGAAAGAGUUCAAUGUUGAUGAAGUUUACAAGGGUGAAACAUCAUUCAUUGGAAGCCUCAAAUCUGUAGAGGAUUUCCAUCCUGUUGAAAUUCCUCCAAGUUGUCCUUUAAAUUUUGAUGAGAAGAUGCAAGAAGUUUGCUCUCCAGCUCAUUUUAAUGAUGAUGUACAACCUGAAGUGUUAAUUCUAGGGGAUGCCCAACCCAGGGAAAUGACUGAAGAUGAUGGCGAUCAACCCAUGGGAUGUGAUGAAGAUGAUGCAGGAAAGACCAAAGGCAAGACUGUCAAUAGCAGGCAAACUGAAAAAUUAUAUGCAGCAAAAGGGAUAUUGAAUACAAGGCUUCUUAAGGCAGAGAAGAAGAAACGGAAGAAAGCUAAGAAAGGAUCUGGAACAGACAUGGAUGCCGACUACGAUUUUAAGGUGGAUUAUGCUAAGAGAGGAUCCACAAUGGAUGUUGGUGAUGAAAGUGGAGAGGGUGAAGAUGGUGAUAAAAUCAGCGCUGAGGUGCCCAUGGCUGGUAUCGUGUUUGAUGAGUGAGGAUAACAUGAUUAGGUUAUGAUGGCACCUCAUUCUGCAAAUUAUUGUACAAUACUUGCGCUUUGGGGCUUCCUCAUUGGUUGUCCCUCCUUAUAAAUAUAUACAAAAUAAUAUAAAAUAUAAGAUUUUGCGCUCUACAUAUUUGUAUUUGUACUCCUUCCAAAUGGAGCCUUAUUGACAAAUGAAUAGAUGUUUUUUGUUCAAGAAGA